Camelus dromedarius (Arabian camel) is the source of this 1278-nucleotide messenger RNA. It is a transcript of the gene CMC4, whose product is annotated as C-X9-C motif containing 4. The coding region runs from base 793 to 1050 and encodes 85 amino acids. The transcript has 2 exons. Gene Ontology annotation, cellular component: mitochondrial intermembrane space. Lineage: Eukaryota; Metazoa; Chordata; Mammalia; Artiodactyla; Camelidae. The record is from RefSeq and is a predicted model, not a curated record.
AUCCUAGGUUUUGCUCCAGUGUUUCCCAUCCCAGUACUGACCUAACUUGGAUCUACUGAGAACUUAGGGGGCUCUGAAAAAAAAAAAAAAAAGGUUAUUUGCAGUAAUGAAGUUAGCUCCAAAGGCUCCUGGGCCUUUUUCCUUUCUGAAAUAUCUUCAAAUUAUUAGACGUUGCUGGUCAAAAUCGUGGGCACUUUGAAAUUCAUUCUCUGGUUACAAAUAUUUUAAAUAAGUUGGUUUCUGUAAGAGCUCCGGAAAACAUUUUAGCUGCCUAACUAGCGCCUUUCUCAGGAAUAAUAACACCAAGUAUUGCUGAUUCCUAGAAAAGCAUUUACUACCUAAUUACUACAAGAAUUUCCUGAAGUAAAAUAAUCUUAGCAGUUUAUAUACAUUAACAGUAAGGUUUUGCUUUCUAAAAGUCUUGAGGAUAAUAGCUAGCAUGUCUUGAGUCCUUACUGCCUUCCAGGCACUGUUCUAUGCACUUUAUAUACUUUAUCACAUUUAAUCUUUCCAUCAAUGCUUUCAGGUAGGUAUGCUCCCCAUUUUACACAUGAGUAAUAAGGAAAAAGGCUCAAGGGUGGUUUACAAUGAUCAAGAUGACUUGAAUUCAAGGGUUUUUUCCCCAUGUAAAGCUAUUUAUAUCUUCCAAGUCAAAUGGAAUAUUAUAAAAUACAGUUGAUUUAUCCUAUGAAUGGGAAGAGUAUUUUUUAGUGUAAUUGUUUUGCAGCAAUUGUAUGAACAGACUGCUUGUCUCAGAAGAAAAUUCCAUCUAGAGGGGGCUUUGAAGUCUUUAUGUACAGAAGACAAAGUAAAAAUUAUUUUUCUCAUUUUAGUUUUCUGGAUAUGCUGCAGAAGGAUCCGUGCCAGAAACAAGCCUGUGAAAUACAGAAAUGUUUACAAGCCAACAACUACAUGGAAUCCAAGUGCCAGGCUGUCAUCCAAGAACUGCGUAAGUGUUGUGCUCGGUAUCCCAAGGGAAGAUCUCCCGUCUGCUCAGGAUUUGAGAAGGAAGAGGAAGAAAAGCUGACGCUGAAGUCCACAUCCAAGUAAAGUUCUGCUGAGAAGUCAGACGCUGCUCCGCACUUCCACCAUGCGGGUUUUAUUUGUCCUCCUGACUCUUUCUUCAGGUCAGGUAGCAGCAAAUAAAUAUCAAAUGAAAACGUCAACUAUAAAAGUUAACGAAUAUGUCAUCUAUGCAGAACAAAUACAAAUAUAUUAAACAACUAUGUAGAAUGUAAUAAAACUGAGCUGCUAAAAUAAACCUUUUAAGUGAAAAAA